This is a messenger RNA of Phyllotreta striolata, 9500 nucleotides long. The record is from the annotation of a GenBank genome assembly. Lineage: Eukaryota; Metazoa; Arthropoda; Insecta; Coleoptera; Chrysomelidae.
UUGUACAGAAUAUGGCUGCCAUAUUUAGUUUAGAUGUCUCUUUUGAAAACGGUCGUUAAAUUUGUCCCGAAUAUGCGGUAAUAUUAUAGUAAAAUAUCGUUGGUUAAGUGUAUAUAAACGAUACAAUGUUUUAAAGUUAUUAGAGGAAUUGUUAAAGCGUCGCAGAGUUAGUUCUGGUGGAAAAUGUUUCUGUUUACAUCAGUUGUUGAAAACUUUGGAUUCAUUUUAUGCAUUUCUAGACAACUGUAGUGACCUGGAUACCAUCGAUUGCAUACCGAAGGGUGGUGGUGGCGGGUACGCCGCUAGCGAACCCUCAGCAUUGGAGGCAUCGAAGAAAAAUGAAACCCACAGAACGAUGAGUGUCUGUUUCGAACCGUCGAACUCGCUAGCCGCCGUUAGCGCGGCCCCAGAGACUUCAUUAGAAGACAACAACGCGAUCAAUCGCCAGAAUGUCGCUUCGAGCGCCGUCGAAAAGGCGCCCGAUCAACCGUUGCCCAACGCCAAGAGCAUCGCCAAGCUGGUGGUGGCGACCGCGAAUUCGCAACCGUCCACCGUGGGCGGUUCGGUGUUGCAAAAGGUGGCGAAUCCGCCGCUGAUAACGGUGCUGAAUCCGUCGGGGCCGUUGACGGUGGUGAAGACGCUGUGCGUGACGUCGGGGGCGUCGAGCGCCCCGCAAUUUACGUUCGUCAAUUCGGCGCCGUUGUCUGUGACGAACGCCAUCGGUAAAUCGCCUACGAUUACGUUGUUGAACGCCCCGGUGACGGUGGUGAAGGCGAUCGCGACCGCCGUCGAAAAGGGCGCCGUACAGGAGGCGGCGACCGGCGGCGCUAACUCGCCCGUUGCCACCGCCGUCAUCGAGAAUCGAGGCCAUAACGUUUUCGUCAAAAACACCCAGUCGGAAUCGAUCGAUAUGCCUCAAAGUCACAAAUUGUUGACUGCUAAUAACUUCCCAUCGAGCAACAUAUUGUCGAAUCCCCAGGGCAAAACGUUGAACGGCCAACGGAACAAAUUGAAAAUCGUGAGCAGCAACAUCAUGGUGGCCGGUUCGUCGCAGUCGCAGCUACCCAACAACAUCAUAAUGAACAACAAACCGGCGCAACAACAGCGUUACGUGCCGAGACCGCGUGUGUUGGGCACCAAUCGUACCACCACCAAAUACAUCAAGCAACCGAACGUCGGCAAUUUCAUGAAACCCAGCGUCAAUCCGCAGAUGAAAUUGGUGCAGGACAAACCGCCCGCUCGACUGGUGUAUCCCACGCACAAAGGCCAAAUCAAAACGAUGCCGCCCGUCAACAGCUUCGCGCCGAAGCAGCAGCAGCAGCAGCACCUGCAGCAGACGAAGCACGCCGUGGGAGCGGCGUCGUUGAGCAGAAGCGCCGCGGCGACUCGCGGCGUCGGUUUGAGGACUAUUCCGGCGCAGAAGGCGCACAAUAAGGUGCCCAACAAGUUGAACUACAUCGGCAAGCACGCCGUGCAGGCGCAGAAGUUGAGGCAGACGCACAAGUUGAACAAGCAGAAGGGGACCGCGGGGGCGGUGAACGCGGUGCCGUAUAACGUGCACGUGCCGCCCAUGAUGCCCGACAAGCAGCUCAACGAGUUGACGUUCAAUCAGGCGCUGACAGCGCAGAUUAUCGAAACGUUGAGCAACAGCGGCUCGCCGUCGCAGAAUAAUAGGUACGAGGGGACGCCGUCGUCGCGGUACGAUAGCGCUUUUACCUGUCCCGAUGUGAAAUCCAACGGGGAGUCUUGUAAACCGGUCGACGAUUCGAACAAAUCGGGCUUGGACGCUUUAUCGUUGAUAUGCCAAGCAGUAUUAUUAGAUCACAAUUACAACGCCACGCUACCGCCGGAUUCGCCUACAAGACCGUCGCCCCCGUUGAUAGUACCGGGACAAGUCAACGGUUUAUCAGCUCCAUCAAUCUACUCCCCCGGCUCAUUGAAAAGGCGACAAUUGUCGUCGUCGUCGAACGUCGCGGCGUCGCCGGCCGUCGUCAAUCAUCCACCGUUGGGCUCGGGCGUUAAUAAUAACUUGCUGAGAGACGACGACAACGCUUCGGACAUAUCGGACGGUUCGGAGCGCAAGCACGACACCGAAGGCGAAGAGACCGACACCGCCCCCGAAGCCGAGGCCGUCAACAACGACAACUUCGACGGCUACGGCGAUUACAUAACCAGGUGUAUUUGUGGGUUUUUGCACGACGACGGCUACAUGGUGGAGUGCGACAGGUGCAAGGUGUGGCAGCACGUGCAGUGCGUGGUGAAGAACCGGCAGGUGCCCGACGAAUUCUUGUGCGAAGAGUGCGAUCCGAGCAAGGUGAUCGACAGGCCGAAGGCCCGGGCGGUGCAACAGCAAUGGCUGCGCGACCGGCAACUGGUCGAUCCGAAAUUGCGCGGCGCCGGCUCAGCCGCCUCCGCCUCGGCCGCCUCCUCCGCCUCCGCCGGACCGAAAAUCAAGGAGGCGUUCAAGCCGAAGGAGAUGCCGAGCGAUACCGAUUCGUCGGACGCCGAACGCCCGCCGAAUAAUUUCGUUGCGAAGCAAAGGACGUUGACGAAGAGGAAAGCCGACGGACAUCCGAAGCAUUCUCUGGCUAGACAAAGGCGGGAGAACGCCAAAGAGGCGGUACAAAAGCGACAGAAACGGAAAGAACGCAAGGUGAUUAGAAAGAAGACUCGAGUACAACCGAAGAACCACAGCGACGACGAAAAUCAAGACACCUGGUCGUCGCAUCUACCGCAAUUGCGCCAGUGGAUCGAAAAGUACGAAGAGGCCGUCACGAAUCACUACUCGCCCGAAUUGCGAGCGCGCAUGUCGAGCAUACGUUCGAACGGCGCCCACUCGGACGCCGCCACAGCUCGCUACGAUCCGUCGGUGCACAAGUGUCGCGUCCACACGCAACCGCUCACCGAGCUCAAAUACCUGGUGGCGACGGCCGACCUGCCGCCGGACACGCCGGUCGUCGAGCUGCGCGGCAAGUACAUGCUGUCGACGCAACAUCGCGCCGCCGCCGGCGCCGGAUUGGGCGCGGCGUUGACGACGCGCCAGCACUCGCAGCGACCCGGUCCGUUUUUGUUUUUCUAUCGGUUGCAUAAGGAUAAUACGGAGGUGUGCGUGGAUACGAGGACGUAUGGCAACGCUGCGAGGUUCGUGAGGCGUUCGUGUCGUCCCAACGCGGAGUUGAGGCAUUGUAUCGAGAAGGGGGCGUUGCAUAUUUACGUGGUAUCGACGGGGCAUGUCGAGAGAAACGGGGAGUUGACGAUUAAACACGAAUCGCACGAUUUGGCGGCCAUCGGUACGACGAGCAUCGCCUGCGCGUGCGGCAAUUUGGACGAGUGCUCGGUCAAUAAGUCGUCGAUCAAAAAAAACGGAGACGCUUUGGAAACGCGACCCGGAAGGAAGAGACGAAGGCGUCGAAUAGUCUCGCCCGCCCAACCCGACGUCGAUCUACCCAAAAUACCGAAAGAACCGGCGCAAGCGAGCGUCGCGGCGCCUCUACCGUCUCCGUCGCUCUCUCCCCUCAAAGUGAAACCGGAGAAACAAGAAGAAAUCGAGACGGAGGCGAUCGAAGAGACACGAAGCGGCGCGCCCGAUCCCGUCGAAAUCAAAAAGGAAGAGAUCAAAGAGGAGGUAAAGUGCGAUGUUGUAAUGAAAGAGGAAGAGGCGUCGAUUAAACGGGAAAUCGAAGAGGAGGAAGAAGCAGCUUCGUGCGAGGAGAACAAAGAGAAACGAGACGAUGACGAGGCGAAGAGUCCGUCGCCUACUCCCGUUCUCACACGAAGAUCUUCGCACAAAUCGGACAAGGACGAGGAGAAGGUGUCGACGAAGCCGGACAAGAAGGACAAGAGCAAGAAAUUGAGCAGGGAGGAGCGGAAACUCGAGGCCAUAUUGAGAGCCAUCGAACAAAUGGAAAAGGCGGAAUCGAAGAAGCAGGAGCACCAGGCGAAGCAACAACACCGGCGCGAAUCCGAGCCGAAUCCCAACAACAAGGACGACGACGGGAAGGAGCCGAAGGAGCCGCGAUCGAAGCGGCGCAGGCGCAAAGGACGGGCGCGCACCGUCAGCCAAUCGGCGGCGCGACGCAAUCGGCUCAAUUCGACCGAUUCCUACAUGACGACGUCGGGCGACGAGAAUCUGUUGUCGCCGAACGGCGAGGGGGUCGCGGCGCCGCCGCCGCCUGCGCUCAGGCAUCGUCAUUCGACGAAGGAGCAUCGAGACGCGAGCGACGACAGGGCGGCCGGUUUGUUGUUGGCGCUGUCGAACGGCGACAACGACGGCAAGGAGCCGAAAUCGCCGCCGCCGGCGAGAGAGGGCGAUUCGAAUUCGAAUUCGGCGCAUUCGUCGCCCGAAACGCAAUUGUCGUCGGCUUGUUUGUUGGUACAGGCGGCCGUCGAGCCGCUCGAACAGGGUUUCAAGUUUCCCAAAACGAAGAAGGGAUUGAUGAACGAAUGGUUGAACAAAACGCCGGAGGCGGUUCAAGCGGGCGAUGCGACCGGGCAAUUCGCGACUGGGCAACAGCAACAGCAGGCUCACAAUAACAAUCCGGUGGAAUUGGAUUCGGGCGGCGGUUUCGCGGCGAAGAACCUGUCGCAGAUGAUGUCCUAUUGCGAGGUGCAACAGGCGCGCGGCAGCGCCAAGAAACGUUGGCUGCGACAGGCCAUCAGCGAGGACCAUUCGUGUGACAGCCCGUCGAGUCGACCCGAUUCACCACCUAUUAGUGACAUGGUAGCGCCCCCUAAAAAGAGAAGAUUGCCCAGGGAGUCUCUAUCGACAGACAAUUCGCCCCCGUCCACUCCUACCGGUCCUACGCCCCCAUUACUCAACAAUUUCGAUAAGAAUUCUGAGGGUUCGGUGGAGAUCGUGUACACGACGACGGGCGGCGACAGCCCCAAUCAAUCGUUGGAAUCGGACGCUGUGCUGCGCGAACGGGCGGCCAAAAUGAAGCAGGAAUUCAGCGGCAAACCUUUAUUUACUUCCACCGCUCGACAGGAUUUGGGCUCGUCCAUAGCCUGUUUAGAUCCGCGAUUGGCGCGCGACAAUCGAUUCCUCGGCACCAGCGAUUUGGUGGGCACCGUGGAAAAAACGCUCAGCAUUUUGGGUUUGGAUAACAACGCCAAACCGGAACCGACGCCCAAGCGGAAAGUUAAGUUGUCUAUAACCGAAUACCGGCAGAGGAAGAAACUCAACGUGGAGGAGAAAUCGGACGAGCAGGAAACGGAAGCGGUCGGUAUGGAGGAGAACAAUUCGUCGGAAUCGUUCAAAACGACGACGCCGACGCCGCGGCCUCGAUCGGCGAGCGCCACCAGCGACACGUCGGCGACGUCGAGCGACGACGAGGUCAAUACGCCCGAGAUUUUGGUCAAAGCUCCUGUAUUCAAUUCGGAACCGACGGAAUUGGAACGGCAACGGGAAACGUCCAGUUUACGUUUGAAGAAGGCUUUCGGUUUGGCCAUCGACAAGGAACCGCCCGCAUUGAACAUCAAGGCCAUCUUGAACUUGGAGCUGGAACCUACGAAGGGACCUUCGAAAGGCCUGCCGCUGGCCAGUCCGACGUUUCCCAUACCGGGAGCGGCCGAUUCGACGACGAAAGAAGCCGCGCCCGCCUCGCCCGAAGGGGGCGGCGAUUGCCCGCCGCCCUCCGAAGAGGCGGAAAUGGAAACUAUCGCCGAUGUGGAGGAGGAACCGAAGGCGGCGGAGACGGCUUUGCGGUUGUUUUACACGCCCGACGAGGAGGAGGCGGCGGCGGCGGCGCGGGAAGAGGACGACGACGACGUCGUCGCCGCGACGGAGGAGAGCGUCGGCAGCGUCGGUUUCGAAGAGACUGAAAGUAUUAGUUACGUGCCGCCGUUCAACAACCCAGUGUAUCCGAAUAGCAGUUUCGCGGCUUUCUCUUCGGCCAUCGAUGAUGAUGCGCGUUACGAGGGUAGAAAUCCCUCGCCUCCGCCGAAUCUGGACGAAAUAGCCCAAUCGUGAGAAUCAGAGUUUUAUUUUAAAAAUUGUUUUGUGCAAUUUUCGGAGUAAUCAUUUUUAUGCGAGUACGUAAGUGAUAUAUUAUAUAUAGAAAGAGAGAGAGAGAGAUAGAGCACAUUGUGUACAUAUGUUCGUUAUUAUUACUUUUGGAGAUUUAUUGCACGUAAUUUUCUAUAAUAAAAUCGAGUGUAAGUUUCCAGUGAUUCUAAAAAAGUUUAUAAUUCUUGAUUUGAUUUUUUUUUUAAUUCUUAAACGCUUUUUGUAAAGUUGGUUUUUAUAGAUAUACUAUGACUUUAUAUAUAGCUGAUGAAAAAAGGAGGUAUAAAUGUACACUUUGUAAAUAAAUAUUUUUAAAUCGAUAAUGGAAAUUAGAAAAAUCGUUUAUUAGUUGCUACAUUGAUUUACGAUUUGAGUGCUCAUACGAAGAAAAUCUCAUUGUAUAUAAAAGUAAUAGUUUAAUUAUAAAUAUAAAUACUCUAUUAAACGAAAUGUGUGUAUAAAGAUGAAUAGUAAAUCAAUGAUGCACGGAUUUGUAAAAGUACAAAAAUUGUUUGAGGUGAUCUCGUUUUUUUUUUAACUAAGAGUUUUUUUUAUUAUUUUUAUAGAGUUAAAAACAAUACCGAUUGGGUUAUUUAGGUAAUUAGUGAUGUUAAUUGUAGCCGUUUCAUAAUCUAUGUAAGUUUCUUCUUAAAAAAAGAGUUUUUAUAUUUGAUAAUUGUUGCCGCUUUCUGUUUAGAAAAAAAAAUAUAACUCUAUUAGUAUAAAGCAGAAAAUCCCUUUCAAGAAUGAACGAGCCCUUCGAAUGUUCGUGAAUUUAUGUAAAUAGAAAUUCGCAGGGCUCGUUUGAUUGUAUCAAAACUAACGUAAAUUGAAUUGAUUUUUGUUUUGUAAAAUACAGGGUGGUCUAAUAAAAAGCGCGUUGGCUCUUUUGAAUAUAUUUGACGUACUAUUUAACCGUUCUGUAUAACAUGUUGUGAAAAUGUUCAAUUUGCGUUUAACACUUAAGUAAUAAUUGUAAGCGAAAAAAAGUAUAUUUUUAAUGAAAGUAUUUUAUUUUUUGUUUUUACAUUUAUAACGUACGUUGAUUCGAAAUAGUGUCUGACUACAUAAGUAGAUUAAUAAUAGGUAGUUGUUUGUUGGAAAAAAAAGAAAGAAAUCAAUUAAAUUGAACGUUUUAAAUAGGCUCGAUUAAACGAUUUGUAUGUGAGAACUAGAAUUUCUCUUUUAUUUCUACCGAAAUGUGGUAAUUUUUGUUUCAGUUUUUUGUCUUACGAAUACAGCGAAUCGUUUUGGAUAGUUCUUAGAGACAUUUCGAAAUCUGCUUUAUAAUUAUAGAUAAGUUUUUUUUUUGGUAUGUUUCGAAUUUUAGUUUUUACAUUAAGAUAUAGAUGACUUAUGGGCCCGAUACACAUCACAAAUGAUUUUUUUGUUUCCGAGGUCUCUCUGUGUACAUAUUUGAAUUGAUUAAUUAUGCAUAUAAAUAUUUAUAUAUUAUAUAGAUUUGUAAAUUUCGUACUACAACCAGUGUAAGUUAUGUUGAUUAAAAUUUCGAUUAUAUUUAUUUUGUUUUUUGAAGGGGCCGUUCGGAGGCGGCCGUCGCAAAUCGUUAGUGCAUUCGCCGCUUCGUUUUUUGUACAAAAUUUUCGUAAUAAAAAUUAUCAAAAAUUAAAAAAAACCGCGAAAUAUCGAAUCGUAUCAGUAUUAAGAUUUUUUUUCUAUCGACGGCGUCGAAAUUAACGAAUUGCGAUUCGUCUAAAAUUGUCAAUGAAACAUCGAGUUUAUCCAUAUAAAUUUAUUUUAAUAUAUAACAUGGCUGUAUAUAUAUUAACAUUUAAUUAAUUUGAUGUUGGUACAGAACGUACAAUUAUUAAAUAAAUCCUCUAAAUUUACACCAGCGUUUUUAUUUCGAAAAUUAAAGCUUACCAAUCGAACAAUGGGUUAAAUUAAAGACAAACGCCUCGGUUAGAAUAACCUGUGGGUUAAAUUGCUGCAAUGUCGCACGGCAUCUUUUAAUUUGUAUAUCAAAUCCAGCAACUCCACAGAAUUGCAGGUAAAAUGAAUAUUCCUUAACGCUUUACCGUCCGUUUCGCUAAAUUCCUCUGCCACGAAACAUAUUCUAAAAAGAGGCCCAUCUGCCGAAUCCAUUUCACUCGACUUCACAAUGUAGUCUAUUUUCCACUUAACGUCCGUAAUAUGCGGCAAAGUAUUACCGAUAUUCAACAAAGCGAUUUCAACCGACAAUCUCUCCUUUACGAACUGCUGUAGGUACAAAUCGAUUCGAUUACGAGCGAGUCCGCAAUCUUGCAAAUAUUUCGCCACUUCAUCGUUCGAUAAAUUCGAUCUGACGAAUUCGGCGGUAACGGCCAAAAAGGCCGCGUAAACUUCCUUCGUUACGUCCGGUUUCGAAUUGUACAAAUCGGUAGUAUUGUGCACUUCUUUUUUGUCCGUUAAGUAACUAAAACAAUUUUCGAGGAGCUUCUUGAAGGUAUCGUCGGCUAUUAAAGGUAUAUUUCUACUUAUGCGUGAUUUAUAUUCAUCCAGUAUAUUCAUUUUUACGUGUAUAUUUACAAAACAUUGGAACGUAACCUCACUUAAUCACUUGUCACUUGUCAAAGUAUUCUUUAAGACAACUAGGCAUGGCCGAAUAGCCCCGGUAGCUGAGGCCAAUAAAUAGAAAAAGAAGAAGAAGACAACUAGGCAGAAUAACCUCUAUGACCGAGGCCUCGAAUAAAGUAGAAGAAGAAUAUAUGACAAGUAGACAAGCGCGUGAAUUUGAAUUCAGUGAUAAAUGAUAGUGUUAUUUCGUGGACGUUACAUUUAUGAUACGAUUUCGCGGCAUUCCUUCUCCCUUUCGUCAAUGUGCACCGUUAUUUCGCUCAUUAAAUCCUUAAAUUUGAUGUAAUCGCAAUCGAAACCGCAUUCGUUCAUCGUCAAAUCUUCCACCCACUCUUGUUUGCCAUCAUGCCGUCUGUACACCAAGUUUACGUAAAAAUUCCCGUCUCUCGACUUUCUCAACUCGAAUAUCAGCGAAUCCGAAAAGCCGAUUUGACGGGAAUCGUACACUCCCAUGGCGUUCAUCAAGUGUAUGAGACAGGAAUCGUGGCAGGAGAACGCGUAGAAUUUCGGGCCGGUUUCUGCGUUGGGAGCGCCGCAGGUAAAGUUCUCGAAAUGGCAGAUUAUCUUGUGGAAAAACGGGCCGAUUUUCAAACGGGCCAACGUUUUCGUCGACGUCGACGUUUGCAACGCCAAAUAAGCCAAGUACUUGACGUCGGGAUGACAGUAGACCUUCUUGGCCCAAUCGGGUAUGAAAGUUUUAUUGUAAUUAUCGUACACGUAAAUUUGAUUGACGAAAUCCUCGACUAAUUCGGGCGUGAUAUUUGCCCAACCGGUGUAUUCUUUAAGCGUAUCGUAUAUAACUUUGUAUUUCUCCUCGAGGUUCUUGUAAACCGCCCGUUUGGCUUGCUGGUACAGUUUCUUGUGCUUGGGACAAGGCCUUUUGUCCAGGACGACGUCGUCCUUGUGCCUUUGGGCCGUG